AUGCAGUCCACAGCCUCGGCCACCUUGAUGAGGAACUACCUCGCUCAGCCUCUGGGCAUAACAUUGUCCUCAAGCUUGAAGGCGGUGACAUGUCCCAUCCUCAAAACGCAUUUAGCUAGACGACAGCAUGGUGGGUCUUGGAGUGCAUCUCACAACCCACCCUUAAGGUUCUUGUACUACUCCAACAAGAAGAAAUACUCUACUAAAAGCGGAAAUCGUCUUCGUCGCUCUGCACCAACCGAUCGUGAGCAACAAUCACUGCUGAAAACCAGUCCGAGGUCAGAGUACCCACUGGAGGGUUCUGUGACCGAGAUUGAGGUUCCCGGAAGGGGCACGUUUCCCUUCUCCAAUCUCUGGCUCAGAGACAAUUGCCCAUGCAGUAUAUGCAUCCACCCUCAGACUCGCCAAAGACAGCAUGACAGUUUCGAGAUUCCUCUCAGUAUUGGCGUUGAGACCUGCUCGGAAGACCAUGAAGGACUGAGGAUACGUUGGAAUAACGACGGCCAUGAAAGCCAUUAUUCAUGGGAGUGGUUGAGAUCUUGGGGGGGUUCAUUUCGGCCUGACAACGGCCCUUUGGAGGAACGCAGCAGAGAAUGGGCCCAUGUAGAUCCAUCACGGCCUGACCAUUUUCCUACUGUGUCCUUCGAAGAAGUUAUGAGCAGCGACAAAGGGGUCGCCACUUGGACUAAGAAGAUCUAUCAAUAUGGCUUUUCAUUUGUGACUGAUUGUCCUCUGACGCCGUCUGCCACUCGGUCAUUACUCGAGCGCAUUGCUUUUGUUCAGCACACGCACUACGGAGGUUUCUGGGACUUCUCCUCGUCAGCGACGCCGACGGAUACCGCCUAUACCAACCAAGCUUUAGCGGUUCAUACCGACACCACAUAUUUGACAGUUCCGUGUGGACUGCAGAUGUUCCAUCUCCUUUCUCAUACCGACGGCAGCGGCGGCGAGUCUCUUUUCGUCGACGGGCGAGCCGCUGCUACUUACCUUCAGGAUAAGCACCCGAGUCUUCGCAAUUACCUCCAUCGUCAGAAGAUCUUGUUCCAUGCAAGCGGCAACGCUGAAGUAGGUGAACUUGGAAACAACACGAUCAGUCCGGAAGGCACUGAGGUCUUAUUGGGUGGGCGGAACACUAUAUCUUAUCCACCCGAUGAAGGAACAUCCGGCCAUAAAUCAGGUAAAACUGCCCUAGGAGAAAUACGGACUCGGAUCAGGUGGAAUAACGAUGAUCGGGAUACACAGUUAUGGCGAAGCCUUGAGUCAAUCGAACGGUGGUAUAGGGCAGCACGAGAAUGGACUAGAAUCUUGAAGAUGAAGGAAUUCGAGAUCAGGGUUCAGCUGAAACCAGGCCAACCUAUCAUCUUUGAUAAUUGGCGUUAUCUUCACGGCAGGACGGCAUUUUCUGGGAAUCGCAGGAUUUGCGGUGGAUACAUUAAUAUGGACGAUUUCCUUGCCCGUUAUCGCAUGACUAACUUCGGCCCUCGAAAUGGUCUUCGUGCCGCGUAUUUCUACGAACAAAAGGCCAAGCCUGACGAACCGGCACCGUGGCACCGUGCAUGA
Molecule: messenger RNA, 1560 nt
Organism: Endocarpon pusillum Z07020
Lineage: Eukaryota; Fungi; Ascomycota; Eurotiomycetes; Verrucariales; Verrucariaceae
Exons: 8
Coding region: 1-1560 (519 amino acids)
Biological process (GO): carnitine biosynthetic process
Cellular component (GO): mitochondrion
Molecular function (GO): oxidoreductase activity
Source: RefSeq, a predicted model, not a curated record